Messenger RNA from Eleginops maclovinus (Patagonian blennie), 2991 nucleotides. RefSeq names its product nuclear cap-binding protein subunit 1 (gene ncbp1). Gene Ontology annotation, biological process: mRNA export from nucleus; nuclear-transcribed mRNA catabolic process, nonsense-mediated decay; regulation of mRNA processing. Gene Ontology annotation, molecular function: protein binding; mRNA binding; RNA cap binding. Gene Ontology annotation, cellular component: nucleus; nuclear cap binding complex. Lineage: Eukaryota; Metazoa; Chordata; Actinopteri; Perciformes; Eleginopidae. Bases 156 to 2549 code for a protein of 797 amino acids. The transcript has 23 exons. The record is from RefSeq and is a predicted model, not a curated record.
GGAUGUCCAUCACUUGAAUCAGACCGCUAGUAUUUUUCUGCUCCACGAAUAGCGGACAGGCUGAAUGAUCUAGAAGCUCAGCUGCAUUAUUACUUUAUUUCUUAUUCAUUUUUUGGUCGAAUUUCCUUUCAUUUAUAGUGAAACGGAGUAACAAAAUGUCCAGGAGACGACACAGCGAGAGCGAGAAUGACGGAGGUCAGGCACAUAAAAGGAGGAGAACGUCGGAGCCCAUUGAAAUAGAAGACCGCCUGGAGUCACUGAUAUGUCGUGUCGGGGAGAAGAGUACUUCGUCCCUCGAGAGCAACUUGGAGGGGCUUGCAGGUGUCCUGGAAGCCGACCUUCCAAACUACAAAAACAAAAUCCUGCGUAUUUUAUGUGCUGUCGCCCGCCUCCUCCCUGAGAAGCUGACCGUGUACACGACUCUGGUCGGCCUCCUGAAUGCCAGGAACUACAACUUUGGGGGCGAGUUUGUGGAGGCCAUGAUCAGACAACUCAAGGAGACUCUGAAGAACAACCUGUACAAUGAAGCUGUUUAUCUGGUGCGUUUUCUGUCUGACUUGGUCAACUGCCAUGUGAUCGCGGCUCCUUCAAUGGUGGCCAUGUUCGAAAACUUUAUCAGUGUUACUCAAGAGGAAGAUGUACCACAGGUCCGGGCCGACUGGUUUGUGUACGUGGUUCUUUCCUGUCUGCCCUGGGUGGGGAAGGAGCUCUACGAGAAGAAAGACGUCGAGAUGGACCGACUCCUCAGCCAGAUCGAAGGCUUCCUCAAGCGGCGAGUAAAGACUCACGUCCCCAUGCUGCAGGUGUGGACAGCAGAGAAGCCACACCUACAAGAGGAGUACCUGGACUGCCUGUGGGCUCAGAUCCAGAAGCUGAAGAAGGACCGCUGGCAGGAGCGCCACAUCCUGCGUCCGUACAUCGCCUUCGACAGCGUGCUGUGUGAGGCCCUUCAGCACAACCUGCCCCCCUUUACCCCUCCGGGACACAUGCCCGACGCCCAGUACCCCAUGCCCCGGGUGGUCUUCCGCAUGUUUGACUACACCGACGCCCCAGAGGGCCCCGUCAUGCCCGGCAGCCAUUCUGUGGAGAGAUUCGUCAUCGAGGAGAACCUGCACUGCAUCAUCAAGACUCAUUGGAAGGAGAGGAAAACAUGUGCCGCCCAGUUACUCAGCUAUCCAGGGAAAAAUAAGAUCCCGCUCAACUAUCACAUCGUGGAGGUGAUCUUCGGAGAACUGUUCCAGCUGCCGGCGGCUCCUCACAUCGACGUCAUGUACACCACGCUGCUCAUCGAGCUGUGCAAGCUGCAGCCCGGCUCCCUGCCUCAAGUCUUGGCCCAAGCCACAGAGAUGCUGUUCAUGAGGCUGGACACCAUGAACACCAGCUGCAUAGACCGACUAAUCAACUGGUUUUCUCAUCAUUUGAGCAACUUCCAGUUUCGGUGGAGCUGGGAUGACUGGUCUGACUGUCUGACCAUGGAUCUAGAAAAGCCCAAGCCCAAGUUCAUCAAAGAAGUUCUGGAGAAGUGUAUGAGACUCUCCUACCAUCAGCGGAUCGUGGACAUCGUCCCUGCGUCCUUCUCCGCUCUCAUCCCCGCUGAAAACAUCUUUGUAUACAAAUACGAAGAUGAGAGCAGCUCUUCGUUACCAGGUUACCCAGCAUCCAUCACUGUGGGAAACGCCAUCAAGAACCGAGCGACCAACGAGGAGAUCAUGGCCAUCCUCAAAGAAGUGCCCAACCCCAACCAGGAGGACGACGACGAUGAGGGCGAGAGCUUCAACCCUCUGAAGGUGGAUGUGUUCCUGCAGACUCUGCUCCACCUGGCAGCCAAAUCCUUCAGCCACUCCUUCAGCGCCCUCGGAAAGUUCCAUGAGAUCCUGAAGGCCCUGACGGAGAACGACGAGGGGAAGCUGCACAUCCUCAAAGUGGUUUAUGAAGCGUGGAAGAAUCACCCACAGAUGGUCGCCGUGUUGGUGGAUAAAAUGGUCCGGACGCAGAUUGUGGACUGCGCUGCCGUGGCAAACUGGCUGUUCUCUCAGGACAUGGCCCACGAGUUCACCAGGCUUUUUGUCUGGGAGAUUCUGCACUCGACCAUCAGGAAGAUGGACAAACACGUGCAGAAGAUCCAGCAGGAGUUAGAGGAGGCCAAGGACAAACUGGAGAAACAGCAGCACAAGCAUAAGAGGGACAGCGGGGACGAGGAGGACAUGGAAAAGAACAGCGAGGAUGAGGAGGGGCAGCUGGAGGAGCAAAUCGAGAGGCUGCAGGAGAAGGUGGAGUCGGCUCAGAGCGAGCAGAAGAACCUCUUCCUUGUCAUCUUCCAGCGCUUCAUCAUGCUGCUGACGGAGCACCUGGUCCGCUGUGAGACAGGCAGCGUGGACAUCAGCACGCCGUGGUACAAGAACUGCAUCGAGAGACUGCAGCAGGUCUUCCUCAUGCACCACGUGACCAUCCAGCAGUACAUGGGGACUCUGGAGAACCUGCUGUUCACCGCAGAGCUCGACCCCCACAUCCUGGCUGUGUACCAGCAGUUCUGCGCCCUGCAGCUUUGAGACACACACACACACACACACACACUUGUAAUUGGAUGAAAAGUUUACCUGUGUUCUCGCAGUACGUGUGCUCCACACAUUAGGAACUACCAGCUCUUGCAUCAAGAAUCUCCUCGUUAGUUUUUGUUUUUAUUUACAUGUUUUCGUGCCAUUGGACAUGUUAGCGUCGUGCGACUGAGGAAGUCUUUCAGUAGGAGUUCAAACAACAGUUGGACCGGUCCUCCGUCAUUCAUUUACUGUAGAGUUUCCUUUAUUCGUCUUUAUUUUUGCUUGUUUCAAGAUUGACUUCCUGCUCGUGUUCUAAUGACCUUUUUAAAACUGUCCGAGUCCAGGCGGAGCGAGAGAGGCGAUCGUACAGCGAGAGGUUUCCGCAGAGCGCUCUACUUUUUUAUAUUUGUUUUAUGUGGAAUUGAGAAAUUAUUAAAACUCUUUAUCCGCCGGC